Molecule: messenger RNA, 923 nt
Organism: Globicephala melas (long-finned pilot whale)
Lineage: Eukaryota; Metazoa; Chordata; Mammalia; Artiodactyla; Delphinidae
Source: RefSeq, a predicted model, not a curated record
CCACGGAGCCCACUGCCACCACUUCUGAGCAGAAGAUGGCUGUGCCUCCCACGUAUGCUGAUCUUGGCAAAUCUGCCAGGGAUGUCUUUACAAAGGGCUAUGGGUUUGGCUUAAUAAAACUUGAUUUGAAAACAAAAUCUGAGAAUGGACUGGAAUUUACAAGCUCAGGUUCAGCCAACACCGAAACCACCAAAGCGACGGGCAGUCUGGAAACCAAGUACAGAUGGACCGAAUAUGGUCUGACGUUUACGGAGAAAUGGAACGCUGACAACACACUAGGCACGGAGAUUACUGUGGAAGAUCAGCUUGCACGUGGCCUGAAGCUGACCUUCGAUUCAUCCUUCUCACCAAACACUGGGGAAAAAAAUGCUAAAAUCAAGACAGGGUACAAGCGGGAACAUAUCAACCUGGGCUGUAACAUGGAUUUCAACAUUGCCAGGCCUUCCAUCUGGGGUGCUCUGGUGCUGGGUUAUGAGGGCUGGCUGGCUGGCUACCAGAUGAAUUUUGAGACCACAAACUCUCGAGUGACCCAGAGCAACUUUUCAGUUGGCUACAAGACUGAUGAGUUCCAGCACACUAAUGUAAAUGAUGAGACAGAGUUUGGUGGCUCCAUUUAUCAGAAGGUGAAUAAGAAGUUGGAGACUGCUGUUAAUCUGGCCUGGACAGCAGGAAACAGUAACACUCACUUUGGAAUAGCAGCCAAGUACCAGAUCGACCCUGACGCCUGCUUCUCAGCUAAAGUGAACAACUCCAGCCUGAUACGGUUAGGAUAUACUCAGACCCUAAAGCCAGGUAUCAAACUGACACUGUCAGCUCUGCUGGAUGGCAAGAAUGUCAACACUGGUGGCCACAAGCUUGGUCUAGGACUGGAGUUUCAAGCAUAAAUGAAUACUGUACAAUUGUUUAAUUUUAAACCAUUGUGC